Bacidia gigantensis is the source of this 972-nucleotide messenger RNA. RefSeq lists its product as uncharacterized. The transcript has 2 exons. The coding region runs from base 1 to 972 and encodes 323 amino acids. The record is from RefSeq and is a predicted model, not a curated record. Lineage: Eukaryota; Fungi; Ascomycota; Lecanoromycetes; Lecanorales; Ramalinaceae.
AUGACACCGCAUGACUCUCGACUCGCCAACGGUACCGUAGCUGGGAUUGUGAUAGGAGCCUCCAUUGGACUAGCUUUGAUCACCUUUCUUGUUACUUUCCUUCUCAUGCGUCGCAAGAAAACCACAGGACAGUCGAAGAGUAUCCCAGCGCCCGCAGGAGCUUCACGGAACGAGAAAGGGUUCUCAUCUCAUCCAUAUGAAGUCUCCGAGGCGUCAUCAAGCGCGAUACCGAGCUUUCUCCCUCAAGCGGCUGACGACAGGACUGUACAAACCAAAGCGAAAACACUCUUAGAUCAAAUCGAGCUCUACGUUGAGAACUUCUACCAAGACUCUCCCAAAUCGGGCAGCAAAGUGGCUUCUGCAGAUUUGACUGCUUUCAACUCGCCCUUCUUAGAGAACGCUCUUUCCACUCUCCUGUCACAGGCCACGCGGAGCACUCCUUUCAUCAAGCAUGGUCUCGCCUACUUCAUUACUACGUCACUUCUACCGAUGGAGAAUUCUGACGCUACUCUUCUUCCUGAGGAAUUCAUAACACUUCCAAGAGCACUAAAGCGCACACGCAAUAGCUCAUCUCAAAAGCCAGGUUACCUGCAAGCUAUCUCUCAAUGGCGGGUGCUGACAGCAUACUUGCGCCCGGAUUCUGCAUCCGACCAGGCAUACAUCGUACAACGCGACAGGCAGAUCGACAAUAUCUGUCAAAAUUUCCUUUUUGCCUUUGCGCAGUGGUCCAGCCCAAGGCACGGCGAUGACGAGCGAGUUGGUAGCCUCGUUGCCAUCUUAAAAGAUGCCGCCAACUUAGGCAUUUUCUUACAAUCUCAGCCUGUAGACCUCCAAUUUCAAUUUCCCACGCAGGCUGAAGUGGGCACGGGUAAGAUCUGCAUUGCCCCGGCAUUGGUCAAGACUACAGAUGAGAAGGCUCAAGUACUAUCGAAACCUCAGGUACUAGUCAACGCAGGAUACCAAAAGGUGUAG